Messenger RNA from Nematocida major, 603 nucleotides. RefSeq lists its product as uncharacterized. Bases 1 to 603 code for a protein of 200 amino acids. The record is from RefSeq and is a predicted model, not a curated record. Lineage: Eukaryota; Fungi; Microsporidia. The transcript has a single exon.
AUGGAAAUGCACGGGCUUAUAAAGAACCCAGAGGAAAGAAGUUUGCGGGAAAAUGCGUUCUCCAUUGGGGACAGAGUCGUUGUAGAUAGGGUUUACACGGGCGUAGUGAAGUACAUAGGCCGCGUGGGAACGAAAAAAAGCGAGUCUCUGGGGGUAGAGCUGGACAGCUCUGUUGGCGAGCACAACGGAACGCGUGCAGGGAGGUUCUACUUCCAGUGCAAGGCCAGACACGGAGUCUUCAGAGACCCGAAAGACGUGCGAAAGUAUCGGCCCCUGGAGUACAACCAAACAGGCCUGAUAAAUACGACGGAAAUUGAGGAAGUCUCGAACGGGAGGGCAGUCUCGGAGCUGCUGCACGAGAAUGUGGAGAUCCAGAGGCGACUUGAGGAGCUCACGAAGGAGAACAGCCGAUUGCGGGAGGAGCUUCAGAAGGAGCGAGAAAGGAUCAAGGCCUUGGAGAGUGCGGGGGCACAGGAGAAGGAGAAUGCGGCGGAGUGCAAAGGGUACAACGACGGAGCAUUUGGGAUACUUUCUGAAAUAAUCCGGAAGAUAAAGGAGAAAAUAGAGACGGAGAAUGCAAUAUUCAACGAGAGCAAAAUGUAA